Labrus mixtus (cuckoo wrasse) is the source of this 1578-nucleotide messenger RNA. RefSeq names its product ADP-ribosylation factor-like 4aa (gene arl4aa). NCBI's taxonomy places the organism in Eukaryota, Metazoa, Chordata, Actinopteri, Labriformes, Labridae. Gene Ontology annotation, cellular component: cytoplasm. The transcript is spliced from 2 exons. Gene Ontology annotation, biological process: intracellular protein transport; vesicle-mediated transport. Gene Ontology annotation, molecular function: GTPase activity; GTP binding. The coding region runs from base 250 to 852 and encodes 200 amino acids. The record is from RefSeq and is a predicted model, not a curated record.
CGCAGUGUUCGAAUGGGCGUGUAGCCAAACUGACAGCAGUGCCAUCAGCAGUGGAUCCACACACGGGUGCAGCGAGGACAGAGCAGGGAGUGUUUCUGGUGAAGGAUUGUCCGUCGCCUUGCCUUUCAUACGAGGUGGAAAUACAAAAGUCAUUGCUGCUGUCAUUCUGGAAUAUUGUCAGCUCUGAGGAUUACUGCCAGACAACUGGAUCAAAUCUCCUACAUCACCAAUCCUUCCUCAUGAGGAAAGAUGGGGAACGGAUUGUCAGAGCAACCCAGCCUCCUCUCAAACAUCCCCUUCUUCCAGUCGUUCCACAUCGCCAUCCUCGGGCUGGACUCGGCAGGAAAGACCACCGUGCUGUACAGACUGCAGUUCAAUGAGUUUGUAAACACGGUGCCCACCAAAGGUUUCAACGCCGAGAAAGUUAAACUGUCUCUGGGCGGCCACAGGAGCGGCACGUUCCACUUCUGGGAUGUAGGCGGUCAGGAGAAGCUUCGCCCCCUGUGGAAGUCGUACACGCGAUGCACAGACGGUAUUAUAUUCGUGGUGGACUCUGUGGACGCAGAGCGCAUGGAGGAGGCUAAGACGGAGCUCCAUAAAAUCGCUAAGACGUCUGAGAACCAGGGGGUGCCUCUGCUGGUGGUAGCCAACAAACAGGACUUGAGGCACUCUUUAGGACUCGCUGAAAUUGAAAAAUUGUUGGCGCUGAAAGAACUGAGCCCGGCGACCCCCUGGCACCUGCAGCCAUCCUGCGCUAUCAUAGGUGACGGACUCAGGGAGGGCCUGGAGAAACUCCACGACAUGAUCCUGAAAAGGAGGAAGGUGCUCCGGCAGCAGAAGAAAAAGAGAUGAAGUUGUCACUAGAAAAAAGACUUUGUGACUGCUGUUUUUAUGUGAAGGAAACAAAGGAUUCUCUGCGGGUUGCAGGUCCAGAUUCAUCACGCUGAGUUUUAUCAGUCCAGUAAUUUGAGAUGUAGGAUUCCCGGCCUUGGUCUGGUGACGAUGCUGUUGAUCAGGAAGUGACGCAUAGAAAAGGAAUACAGUAUGAAGAUGAGAAAGUUUCAGACAUGUGUGGAUAGGUUUAUAAAGAAGUUUUUCUAACGAUCCAAAGCACUGAGGGUUUGGGGAAUGGAAGGGUGACAGAAGUUAAGGACGCUGUAUGUUUCAUGAACGGCUUUUCCAAACACGUUUUACCAAAAAUAUUUAAGAUAAUUUCUCACAAGUUGAAGGGUAAAUUGGUAAAUGAUUGAAGGUUGUUACACCAGGGGGUCAAUUAAAUAUCAGUUUUAUUUCACUGUUUAAUAUGUUAUUAUAAUUAGGUUUUUUUACACUGGACUUUCUACGUUUAAGAAAAGUAUUAUCAUGCAUCAUCAUUAUCGAUUUGUUUGCUGGCUUACAUCUCUGUUUUUUUUAUGAGCACUUUAGAUUAUUACUUCGUAUGGAGUUUAUAAGUUUUAAAUAGAGCAUAUGUGUUGGAUUUUCAUUGAAAUGAUUGGGGGGGGGGGAACAACAAAUGUUACUGUAGUUGGUCCGUGGUGACCGCUUUAUGUUUUGCUUAAUAAAACAUAUUUACAGCAA